This is a messenger RNA of Sesamum indicum (sesame), 1465 nucleotides long. RefSeq lists its product as uncharacterized. Gene Ontology annotation, biological process: microtubule cytoskeleton organization. Lineage: Eukaryota; Viridiplantae; Streptophyta; Magnoliopsida; Lamiales; Pedaliaceae. Gene Ontology annotation, molecular function: microtubule binding. The record is from RefSeq and is a predicted model, not a curated record.
AGAGGACUAAAACAAAGAAGAGAAGGAAGAAUAGUAAUACAAAAAGCAUGAAAUAAACAUCAGGGAAGGGGAGGGGAGGGGAGGUGAGGGAGAGAGAGAGGAAGUUGAGAUCACGUUUGUUUGUUUGUUGUAGGUGCUGGCUGUUGUGAUUGUUGGUGUUUCUUGGAUAUUUUACAACGCAGAUUGGAAGGAGAGGGAAGAAGAAAGGAAAAACCUAUUUGCAAAUGGGAAGGGACGUUACAGGCUUACGCAUUGACAAGAAGCCCAGCAUGGUCAAUGUGAUAUCCAAUGGCACCAAUGAAGCCGCAAUUCAUGUUUCACCUAAAGUGUCACCAGAAAAAGUUGAGACGAGAGAUUAUGAACCUGGUGAUCAGACUGUGAAUGGCAUACCUGAUAAAUAUAACAAGAUGCAAGAUGUUACAGGUGUCAAAAGCAUCAAACGUGAGCUUGAAGAGAAAAUCAAUGAAACCGAGGCUAGGAAGUCAUUUGGGAAAACAUUGAGCUGGUCAACAAAGCUAUCGUCGGGGUCUGUUGUUGAUGGCACAACAGUUGCAAAUUCUUUAGAGCAGCCGGCACCUACUACAGAGGAUGAGAAACAGACUUUGUAUACUAAGGGGGUUGAGACCAAUGAUUCCGGAGCGGAUUUUUCACCACGGUCUAAUGAUCUACAUAGUCCUAAGAACACAGAAAAGCAGCAGCCAAACUCUCCUUCCAUGUCAACAAAGCAGCAACUUCUCCACUAUAAAAAUGUUUACCAUGAAGAAGACAAUUGUUCCAUGGCGUCCUCUGAUGCAACGUAUCAACGGACAAUUAGAUCCAGAGUUACAGUUCCGGUUGCUCCAAAAUUCACUUGCGUGGACCGUUUAGAGAAACGCAAGGAGUUUUAUGCAAAGUUGGAGGAAAAGCACAAAGCUUUGGAGAAAGAGAGACUUGAACAUGAAGCCAAAGUCAAGGAGGAGGAAGCGGCAGCUAUUAAGGAGCUGAGGAAGAGCAUGGUGUACAAAGCAAAUCCAGUUCCUGAUUUUUAUCGAGAAGGGCCUCCCCCAAAACCUGAGCUUAAAAAGUUACCGGUCACUCGUGCUAAAUCACCAAAGCUAACAAGGAGAAAUAGUUGUGGUGAUGCAGUAAAGAAUCCAAAGGACAAGGUACUUUGUGAAAGAGCAGCUCGUCACGAUGUGAGCAUUUACCGAAGGUAAAAACUCCCCCACUAUUCCAAACGGUAAGGAUUGAAUAUAAAACAUGAAUGAAACCAGCAGAUUUGAAGAUCAUGAAGGAUCAUCAUCCGAAAGAGACAACAAGAAGUUCUCAUGUGAAGGAGAAUGAGAAUGCAAAUAUUGUUGUUGAGUUGUGAAAUAUAUGUCUUUUCACCCUUUGGUAGUUUUAGUUUUUGAAACUUUAGUAUGUAAAAACUUCUAAGUUUUCAUAUAUGUGAUAUUAAAAAUGUUGUCAUGACAGUUUUCUUUUC